Messenger RNA from Linum trigynum, 1035 nucleotides. Lineage: Eukaryota; Viridiplantae; Streptophyta; Magnoliopsida; Malpighiales; Linaceae. The record is from the annotation of a GenBank genome assembly.
AUGAGCUGGCUGGAGUUGCUUGGAGAAAAAUGUAUUGGAUCAGAGAUUCCUAGUUGGAGCUCUAAUGUUCCGACAGUGGCUGUGGAAGGAGUCUCAGUCCAACUAGUAGACUCAAUCACUCGUUCAAAAUGCUUGGUAGGAUACAGUUUUAUACUGGAUCCGAGACAGAUGUAUCUGUUCGAGGAUAGACUACCUGCUCUAUUGGAAGUAGCUGGUGCAAAGACAGCUUCAGUCGAAGAAUUUUGUUCAAAUAGCCAAGCUGUGGAUUGUGGAGGUAGAAGUAGGGCUGUAUGUGUUACCACUAAAGCAUCAGCCCACAAGUUUGAUGACAUCACUGAGCUUAGUUCAUAUUCUAGAGUGGACGAGAUGGAUCUGUUGUGUGCUAUUCUGUCUGGACAUCUAGAUCUGUCGGUGUUAACACAACCAACUGUGCAUGUAUCAUUGUCAUCCACCACGGAUGAGACAAUAGUAGCAGAUUCUGAUACAGAAGUAGAAGCUGAAAUGGCAACAUCAGUUCCUCCUGACGCCAAUAUUCUCAGCAGCAAAGUUGCUUCAGAAUCAGAGAACAAAGAGGCAUUAGCUCUGUUUAAUUGUACUGCCAAAAGAUUGGAGGAGACAUAUACUGUGCGCUCUGCACGUCAUGACGAUGCAAGCAUGACAACAAAAAUAGAAAAGGUUGAUUGUGACGAUGGAAAUGCAGAUAUCAUUUACAGCCAAGUAUUGAUAGUUAGAGGUUCGAAUUUAUCAGCUGCUGAAGCCAGUUCAGCUAAAGGAAGUGAAGUUCCAAACUUCAAAUGCUUCAGAAAGAAGUGUAUCCAGUCAGGGAAUAGCUUUAGCAAUCUGAUUCCAUUCUCAAGAGAUCCUUACAAAGAGUCCAGCUAUGAUAGUACAGAGGUCCAAGCGGCGUUGAAAGAAGAGAAAAAGCGAAAGCAAAUGGAAGCGGUUGCAGAGGACUUGUUUAACAAUGAAAGAGGAAAGAAGCGGGGCACGGCGGGUUCUAUUCAUGGUCUUCUCUCUCGUGCUCGUGCCCGUUGA